UGUUCAGGAAGCGCUCAACGCCGAGAAUCAUGGCAGAGAUUUGAUGAAGAAGAGAGAAGAGUGCAGACGUAGCCUAUUUUAUUCAUGCCGUGCGUAAGCCUAGAUUGGCGCAUUCCCUGGAAAGUUUGGGCAUAUGACCUCCCAACACACGCCUCUGCUGAGGCGUCCGCUACCUCCAAAAGAGUUGCCGCCCCUCAAGCCCCCUCCGUCUCCUCUUCUCUCCGGGCCUGCUCUGCAGAAGGAAGUGUAUGAGUCUGAGAGAGCAGCAGUGGGAGGGGCUUCAGGCUGCUGCAGCCCCGUUGCAUCAUGGGAGUGCUGCAUGCCGCAGCCGACCCCCCUGCCGUCGCCGUGCCAACAGCACGGCAUGCCCCUCCCCUCUAGCUCCCCGUCGCCAUGUCAACAGCACGGCAUGCCCUCGUUGCCGCCGGGCCGCCUGCGCCGCCACACUACUACGUUACCCAGGAUGCAACACCUGCUGCACGGGCCCAGUGAGCACCUACGCUACGCCCCGGCCCCUCCCCUCUUCCUCCUCAACAGCUUCCUGCUUCCUGUUCCCGGCCCCGACCAAUCACAGCUGCCUCUGCUGGCCAGGAGGCGGGUCUUGGGCCGCAGGUGGGUGGAGCAGCUCCUGGUUGGUCUGCACAGCGCCGGGCAAACGCAGGUGACCAAUCAGCUCCUCUCCUCAGAGGAGAUCAUCCCGCCCGCCCAGCAGAGCAGAGUGCCCCGCCGACAGAUGCUGUGCGAGUUGCAGGCUCUGCUUCAUCUGCGUUCGUUGAGGAGUGUGUGUGAGUGCAACAAGCCGAGUCCGGAGGAGAAAGAGGAGGAUGUGGAGAACACCACCGUACACACACACACUCACCACAGCACACCCUACCCAGGUAAUGAGGUGAUGUUGAACGCUGUGACGACUAAACACUUCCAGGGAGUUAGGAGAACACACUCGCCCUUCGAGCCUGCGGGGGGGUGGGGGGGCAUCACCCCCUCCCAACUAGCCAUCCUACACACACACACACACGCCAGCACGCACCUCAGCCUCAAGGCUCACUUCAUCAGUCAGCUUCCUGAUGUGUCUCUGUUGGCCGACACCCUACAAUACCUCAACCUCUCAUUCAACACCCUGACAGAACUACCCCUAGAGGUGUGUUCUCUGCAUGGUCUUCAGCAUUUGAAGAUGAGGAGUAAUCCUCUGAGCCGUCUGCCCUCUGAGAUUCAGACACUCCGCAGUCUACGCACACUCACACUCUCUUUCUGCAAACUAGAGGAGCUGCCAACAGAGCUCUACUCUCUUCCUUGUCUGCAGCAUCUGGAUGUUUCCUACAAUCUCCUGACAGCCCUCAGCAGUGACAUCCGGAACCUCAAGUCUCUGCGUCAGUUGAAUGUCGAGGGUAAUCAGAUGUUCGGUCUGCCGGCGGGAGUGAUGAGUCUGUCUCUAUGGCAACUACAGAUGGACCUGAACUACACACACCCCGCGCUGUGGAGGCUACACACACACACACCACAACGCCUACAGGACAUAGCUGCACACACACUCACACACGCCCUCACACACACACACACACACCUCCAAACUGACACCCUGCCCCCUCAUGCCCAGCACUCACUCAGCAGGGUGCGUAUGUGUGACUGCUGUGGAGGUCCGCGGUUCGGAGAGGAAGUGUGUGUGCUGCGAUGCUGCUCAGAGCUGUUUGGGGUUGCCAUGGUGCCGCUGCUGUUCCACUCCUGCAGCCCCGCAUGCCUAUGCAGCUUCAAAACACACAACACAAACAUAAUGUACACACACACAGUAGACACACACACAUAAUACACACACACACACACACACAUACCCACACACACACACACACACACACACACACACUCACACACAUACACACACACACAGUAGACACACAAACAUAAUAUACACACACACAGUAGACACACACACAUAAUACACACACACACACAGUGGACACACACACAUAAUACACACACACACACAGUGGACACACACACAUA
Messenger RNA from Engraulis encrasicolus (European anchovy), 1998 nucleotides. RefSeq lists its product as uncharacterized. Gene Ontology annotation, molecular function: protein binding. The coding region runs from base 134 to 1801 and encodes 555 amino acids. The transcript has 10 exons. NCBI's taxonomy places the organism in Eukaryota, Metazoa, Chordata, Actinopteri, Clupeiformes, Engraulidae. Gene Ontology annotation, biological process: signal transduction. The record is from RefSeq and is a predicted model, not a curated record.